This is a messenger RNA of Brenthis ino (lesser marbled fritillary), 429 nucleotides long. NCBI's taxonomy places the organism in Eukaryota, Metazoa, Arthropoda, Insecta, Lepidoptera, Nymphalidae. The record is from the annotation of a GenBank genome assembly.
AUGGUAUUGUUCAAGGAAUGUGAAUUGCGGUCGCCAUCCGGGCAUGUCAGAGAUGACUCGGUCAGCAGAGCGUGUUGCGCCUUGAACUUGACGUUUAAGAUGCCUCAACUCUUGCCGCGGGCCAUCGCUGAUAAUGAUAUAUUGAAAAAAUUACAUUCAAAGCCGAGUGUUAAAAAAUUUAAGAUGAAUCAUCAUAAUAACCAUGAACUUGCGGAAGCUGAUGCUUGUAGCCGCAGGAUACGGAAUGAAUUAGUAUUGUGCUACAUUCUGAUUAUUACCGUAAAUCUAUUUUUCUAUGUAAAUGAUGUUGGGUCAGAGGAUGCCACUUGCCUUGUGAUAAGCCAUGAACUUGAUUGUGGUAAUGGAUCACGAUCGAGUAGCCUGAUGGUAAGGAGACGGCUAAAGUAUGGUCCAAGUACCAUUGGUCAU